This is a messenger RNA of Megalopta genalis, 2349 nucleotides long. RefSeq names its product protein claret segregational. NCBI's taxonomy places the organism in Eukaryota, Metazoa, Arthropoda, Insecta, Hymenoptera, Halictidae. The record is from RefSeq and is a predicted model, not a curated record. Gene Ontology annotation, biological process: microtubule-based movement. Gene Ontology annotation, molecular function: ATP binding; microtubule motor activity; microtubule binding.
AUAAGUGUAGCGGAUAUUGUUUAACCGCCGUUGGAUCGGUGCCGAAAAGUGACAUAGAAAACAGUGUUCCUUUAUUUUACAACGGUGAAUUUCGAUUUGGUCGUUCGAGUAUUCCCUGUAAUAGAUACUAUGCAACUACGUGUAAAAUAAAUACUUUAUUGUUAUGCGAUCACUAGGUAAUUCCAGCGGUAAACAAUUAGUUUCGUAAACUAUUGAUACGUGUGGCUGCGAGGGAUUUGAUGUUGUAUUAUUGUAGGCAAAGAGAUGGAGUCAAGAUUACCAAAGCCAAAAUCUCAAUUAGGAAACUUGAUAAGUAGAAUACCCAACAGUAGCAUAAAAAUGAACAACCAAAAAAGUACAAAAGACCCACUUGAUGUACCUGGAUCAAGUACCAGUACUGUUUCUGAUUCUUUGAAAAAAUCUAAAAGUGUAAUUAAUUUAAAUUCUAAAUGUACAAAUGAAAAUAAGCCACCGCCAAAACAAAUGCUGAAUAGAUCCAAAACAUUGUCUACUAUUACGACUAAAGCAGUUAAAAGGCCAGCCACUAGCAAUGCAAAUCAUACAGAGGCUAAAAAACAGUUUACAGCAAGGCCUAUAAGACCAGCAACUAUGCAAAGAGCUGGUGCUACAUUAAUAGGCAAUACAAUCAACAGAACUGUGAAAAAUACAAUAACCAAAACUAUACAGAAUGCAUCUAUAGCUACAACUAAACCUUCCAAAUGGGACUUAAAGGGUCGUCUUGCCCAUACAAGUAACGAAUUGUCUAAUAUACGACAAAUGUUCAAAGAAACUACAACCAAGUUCAGUAAUGUUCAAGAGAAGAUGACUGCUUUAGAAACAGAUGUAAAUAUGUAUAAAUCUAAGGCCGAAGAAUUUGAGAGUGCAAACAAGCUAUUAGAUACUGAAUUGAAAACGAUCAAGGAAGAAAGGGAGGAUUUAAGUAAACGUCUAAAAGAUACAGAGAAGUCUUAUAAAAGUGCUUCAGAGUCAUUGAAAGAAUUUAAAGAAAAAUGUGUUGAACAGGAAGAGUUGAUUCUCAAGCAUGUAUCUGAGAUAAAAGACUUACAAACAAAUCUCAAGGUCCAGAGACAGCUUAAUGAGGAACUCAGCAUAAAGAAAGAUGAGUUACAGUCUUUAGUUCAUACAAUGGAUAGAGAUCGUAGGAUACUGCAUAAUACUAUACAAGAGAUGAAAGGAAAUAUUAGAGUAUUCUGCAGAGUACGUCCUAGAACUCCAUCUGAACUUGGGAAACCAAUGUAUGUUAUGAACUAUGUGGACGAAUGCACCAUUGAAGUGGGCAAGCCUGAUGGUUCAACGAGUUGCAGUGGGAAACUGAGAGGAACGCGACAUGAGUUCUCUUUUGAUAAAGUUUUUCCAUCUUCAGCUAAACAGGAGCAUGUCUUUGAAGAAUUAUCCCUUCUAGUUCAAUCUGCCUUGGAAGGAUACAAUGUCUGCGUAUUUGCUUAUGGCCAGACAGGUUCUGGAAAAACGUACACUAUGGAAGGUUUACCUGGCAUUGAAACAGAAGGCAUGAUACCUAGAACGGUACGGCAUAUUUUUCAAGAGAUGAAACAUUUUCAAUUGCUCGGUUGGGAAUACCGAAUAGAAACUAGCUUUCUCGAAAUUUAUAAUGAGCAUAUCGUUGAUUUAUUGGACUCUCAACCAAAGACGCACGAAAUCCGAAUGGCUGAUAACAGGGGACAUGACUUGUUUGUUACCAACCUCAAGAUUGAGGAAGUUCACAGCCCUGAGGAAUUACAGGAGUAUCUUUUAAUAGCUCAACAGAAUAGAGCAGUUGCAGCUACUCAAUCGAAUGAGCGAUCGUCAAGAUCACAUUCAGUGGCAAGAAUACGACUCAUUGGGAGGCAUAAUACAAAAGAAGAAAUUUCAAUUGGAAAUUUAAAUCUAGUUGACUUGGCAGGUUCUGAACGAUUGAAAAACGAGGAGUCUGUUCGAAUGACGGAAACAAAAAAUAUUAACAAAUCGUUAUCGAAUUUAGGUAACGUUAUUCUUGCUCUUCUGAGAAAACAAGAACAUGUUCCUUAUAGAAAUUCGAAGCUCACUCAUUUAUUAAUGCCCUCUUUGGGUGGGAAUUCAAAAACUUUAAUGUUAUUAAAUAUAUCACCAUUAGACGAAGGUUAUAGCGAAACUUUAAACUCGCUAAGAUUUGCUAGCCAGGUGAACAGUUGUAAAACCGGUAAUGUAAAACGAACACGAACAGUUUUACAUACUUCUACAUGAAGCCUUAUCAAAUGAACUUGCAUUUGUUAUACUUAGCUAGCUUGAUCAGACUGCCAGAUACAUAUUAAUUAAUAGUUUAUAGAACAAAGUAUUUUUAUAGUCUGAUAA